Messenger RNA from Rubroshorea leprosula, 590 nucleotides. The record is from the annotation of a GenBank genome assembly. Lineage: Eukaryota; Viridiplantae; Streptophyta; Magnoliopsida; Malvales; Dipterocarpaceae.
AAGCAAACCCCGAGGGUCGUCCACCAACAUAUCCUGAGGUCUACACCAGUAGAAGGCAGCACAAAGGAAAAGGAAAAGAUCAACUGCCUAUAUAUUGUAAUGAUGAGACUCAAGAAAUUGGAUAAAUUGAAUUUAGUUGAAUAUGCUACUAGACAAGAGGAAGAAGGAUUUGACCCUACAAUACCUCAUGCUGAGAUAUUACUUAGGGCAACUGGUGGGGUCAAGAAAGGAUGGUUGAAAGGUUUGGAUAUUCACACACAUCCACAGGAUAUAGGUGUGAGCACAUCUAGACGAGAACCAUUCAGGCCAUCCAUUAUAGGACAGUCUAAUAGGGUUAUUGAAUUGGAGCAGACUGUUGAAUCAUUGAAGGCAGAUAAUGAUAACCUUCGACAACAAAUGUCUAAUGUUUUGGCAGAUAAUGCUAGUCUACGGGAGCAACAAUCGAUUUUUACGACACAGAUGCAACAACAGAUGCAGCAACUUUACCAGCAUUUAGGCAUGACCCCAACGGAUACCAGUGGGACAGUCACCCCUAGGACCUCCCGAGAUAUUUAGGUUUUUCUAUUUUCAAUUAAAUAUUUGUAUUGACU